AUGGUUUUCGGAAGUCCAUUCAGUGACACCUACCCCAAGUUCAUCUGGAAAUCGCUUGCCAAGAGUAGGAAGGGCAAGGACAUUUUCAACCCCUUUUUCCAUGCCCUGAAUAAGACCAAAAUCUAUGACCAUAUACUGAAGCACAACAGUCGCUAUUGGAUGUUCGUCGUAACGGGCGGCUGUAUCACAUCUUACUUUUGGGGUGUGUGGUUUAACAAUUUUUGGAAGAAGAUAAACAAGGGGAAACUCUACAUCGACUGCCCCUAUACCUACCCGGAGGAAGACUGA
Messenger RNA from Plasmodium knowlesi strain H, 288 nucleotides. Its product is annotated as cytochrome b-c1 complex subunit 9, putative. The record is from RefSeq and is a predicted model, not a curated record. Lineage: Eukaryota; Apicomplexa; Aconoidasida; Haemosporida; Plasmodiidae. Bases 1 to 288 code for a protein of 95 amino acids. Gene Ontology annotation, biological process: mitochondrial electron transport, ubiquinol to cytochrome c. The transcript is spliced from 4 exons.